CGCCAUGCUGCUGUGAGGAGCUUCCUACGGAACGGAUUUCGAUAUCGAUCCGGUUAUGCAGGAGAAGCACGCUCUCGUCUUGAUACAUGCAGCGCUCGAUUAGAUCCCUUCAAGGUACCACCUGGUUCGUAUCUGUGUUCUUGCAACACGAUGUGUUGGCUUAGUAUGCGCCCAUCCGUCCGUACUCGAAUGCACCCGGGAUCCAGUUCGUGACGUGACAGCAAUAACAGACUGACAUCUAUCGGCCCGAGUGAUCGGUCUCCUGCUUUUGACCACCACGCUCCGCGCAACAUGAACAUCAGGCUAGCUACGGCAGAUGAUCUGCUCGCGAUGCAAGCUGCGAAUCUGCACAACCUGCCGGAGAAUUACACGCUGAAACUUUGGAUGUACCACAUCAUCACAUGGCCGCAAAUCUCGUUCGUCGCAGAAGAUCCCAAAGGCAGGAUCGUGGGAUACGUGCUGGCGAAAAUAGACGACCCGGAGGACCGCGACGCGCUGAGCACGGCGCCGGAGGACGAGGCGCGGAUCCACGGGCACAUCAACUCCAUCUCCGUGCUGCGCUCUUACCGCCGCCUCGGCCUCGCGAAAAAGCUCAUGCUUCUCUCGCAGGAGGCGAUGGUGACCGUUUACAAGGCCUCCUUCGUCUCGCUUCAUGUGCGGCACUCGAAUAAGGCUGCGAUCGGGCUGUACAAGAACGCACUGGGCUUUGAUGUGUCCAAGGUGGAAGUGGGAUACUACGCUGAUAAAGAAGACGCUUACUCGAUGGUGCUUAGGCUAGAUGCGUGAUACCGAUGCCAUCUUUUCGAAAAUUGAGCGGGGAAGCGGGGCAUGACAUCAGGUACAGACCCAGGCACAACUCCAAUCUCGAUCGGGAAGGGGUCAGAGACUUCGUGAUUGCACUGAUGGAAAAAGUUGUCCGUGGGGUGGAUCGAACACCCGGCUCUUCGGAUUGCGAAGCCACAACGAAGUGAUUUAGCCACUAAUCGACACAGACUUGCUCGAAUGGUCCAGGGCAAAGACGAAGUUGAAGUUGAGUCAUACGACUCACACCUUAAGCACCCGACUUCAUCUUUUCCCAUCGCGGGUUCCCACCGGCCUGUCGUCUGGCAGAAGCAUCACCGCCACCGGCUGCUCCUGCUCCAGCUCCGGUGCAUACGAUUAUCUCAUGGACGGGGCACUGAGCCGGCAUCCACCCACCUGCAAAGUUCGAUCUAUAUAUAUAUAUCUACUCUGCCAAGCCAACUUGGGCCCGCAGUCUGGGAAGUUUUUCUGACGUUCCCCAGAUGCCAGUGUUCCAAGCUACUUGCGUCUUCCAGGCUUGGCCCUGGAAUGCGUCAAGCGGUAGUGGCGUCAACAUAAGAUCGCUACCCACGCAUCGCCUCUGCUAACAGGAUCCUGAUGCUUCCCGUCAAGGCAUCAUCCACUAUUUCAAUCCUCGCUCGCCCACUGCUCCCGCCAUCGACAACCCCUCCCCUUCCUCCCUACCCGAAGCUCAACUGGAACGCGCAUGGUGGAAAUGGACGCCGAUAAUCUCUCGGCCGGGACCGGUGGAACUAACCCUGAGAUGACAACGCGGCGGCUGAAUGGGAUGAGGAUCAUCGCGCUGCAGGAGGUGGACUCGGCGGACCUCAUGUCCUUUCACUUCAAGGUCUGCAUCGUCGCUGGCAUCGGGUUCUUCACCGACGCCUACGAUAUCUUCUCGAUCAACAUCGCCGCGACGAUGAUUGGAUACGUGUAUGGGACGGUGUCCGAUUCCAAGUGCCAUCCGACGCUCACCGACCGGCAGAGCUUCGGUCUCAAAAUCGCGACGCCCGUGGGGACGUUCUUCGGGCAGCUUCUGUUCGGAUGGCUCGCUGACGUGUUUGGACGGAGGAAGAUGUACGGUGUCGAGCUCAUCAUCGUGAUCAUCGGGACUUUCGCCCAGGCGACGGCGGGCGGCGGCCAGGCUAUCAAUAUCCUCGCCAUGCUCAUCUUUUGGCGCUUCGUGGUCGGGAUCGGGAUCGGCGGGGAUUAUCCGCUCAGCGCCACCAUCGCGUCCGAGUUCGCCGCGACGCGGAUCAGAGGCCGGAUGAUGACCGCGGUGUUCGCUGCGCAGGGAUGGGGCACCCUAGCCGCAUCGAUCACCGCGACUGUCAUCACGACAGCCUUCAAGUCGCAGAUCGAAGCGGACUACGCCGGCUGCACGUGCAGCACAGCCGCGCUGUGCGCCGCCGUGCGCUCCCCGAACCACAUCGAUUACGCGUGGCGGCUGCUGAUCGGCCUGGGCUGUGUCCCCGCGGCGAUGGCGCUGUGGUUCCGCAUCACGAUCCCCGAGACGCAGCGCUUCACGAUGGACGUGCAGCGGAACAUGGUCCGCGCGGCGGAGGACAUCCAGGGCGCGCUCCACGCUGGGCAGCGCUACAGGCAAGGCGAGGCCCACCUUGGCGAGGAGAUGACCGUCCGCGCGCGGGCCCCGCGCCGGGAGACGUUCAAGUUCUUUGGCAGGUGGGAGAACUUGAAGGUCCUCAUCGGCACGACGUGGUCCUGGUUCGCCAUUGACGUGUCGUACUACACCCUGGGGCUGAAUUCGACCGCCAUCCUCCAGGCGAUCAAGUUCCGCGCGUCUGACAGUAUUUAUGGGAACCUCCAUAAUCUGUGUGUCGGGAACAUCAUCCUCGGACUCGCGGGGCUGAUUCCCGGCUACUGGGCCUGUUUCCUCCUCAUCGAUAAAUGGGGCCGGAAGCCGAUCCAGUUCAUGGGCUUCGGGAUCCUCGCGGUGAUAUUCAGUGUCAUGGGAUUCUCAUUCAACAGUCUCGUCCCCGACAGCCAGAGCUCCAACGGCCCCAAGACGAACUUCUUCUUCUUCCUGUUCUGCCUGGCCAACUUCUUCCAGAACUUCGGGCCGAACACGACGACGUUCGUGAUCCCAGGCGAGAUAUUCCCGACGCGCUACCGGUCGACGGGGCACGGCAUCUCCGCCGCAGGCGGGAAGCUCGGCGCGAUCGUCGCGCAGGGCAUGUUCAACGGACUCGUGCAUCCAGACAAGAGCGACCACUGGCUGGACCAUUCAUUCGAGAUCCUCGCGCUGUUCAUGAUCACGGGACUCGCGUCGACGUGGCUCGUGCCGGAGACCAUGGGCAAGUCGUUGGAGGUACUCUCGAAGGAAGACCAGGAGGACUUCAUGCAAGCGCCGGAACAUGGUGGCGAGGAGAUUGUGAAUGGCGUCGUCAUUGCGAUGCCGAAUCUGCGGCGCUGAGGGGGUUUUCUACGGUGAUUUGUUUUCUCUGGUUAACUGUCUGUCUGGUUUCAUGACUGAUAAUGGGAGAGUGAUGCUGGCAGGCCAAUCGCGAACAGUGCGUUGUUCCGGUGAUUCUAGAUGAGCAUUCGAUUACAGGGCACUAUAAAUACAAUCUAACUACGCGCAUCAAAUCUCUUUCUCGUCUACUUUCGUCGCGCGCGCUGGUGUCUCUAACAGAUAUCCGGGAUGGAACACGUUCAGAGUGAUGAUAGCUAGGGUGAUCAUCGCCCCAUCGAGGACAUCUGCAAGCGGAUGAGUUCGCACAAAGAUCCCGAGAUCAAGCGGCGACGCACUGAAGUACACCUGCGUGUGAAUAAUCCGUCCUCCCCAUCCAUCUGCCAGCUCGAUGACACGGUACACAGCCCGGAUGAACAGACACGUCGUGUUGAAGAUCAGAGCGCACAGCAGCACCUUCAUCCGCGGCGACAGCGCCUUGCGGGUGUCGCCGCUCCCGGGUGUCGCCGUCCUGUUGUCGUCGUCUGCGUUGGCUUCCCUCGAUGCUGCGGCGCGCACGGGGCGGUUCGAGAGGUAUCGCAGGAUGAAUUCACCUGCGCACAGGACGUACGCAGUUAUCGUGACUGGGUCCGCGUGAGCAUAGCGCGCGAGAGGGUCAGCAGUCGGGGGUAUGCGGCGCACCCAUCUGGAAAGCGAUGCCCCCAAGCAUGAUGUUGCCUCCCUUCUUCGGAUCCUUGAACAUAUUCACCGCGGUCGCGGCCGCGCCUCCACCGAUCGCCUGGACAAUGAGGGACACGAUAUCCUGUGUGGACUGCUCGGCAACUGCUGCUGAUGACGGGGGACACGGAUCUGAUCUGACGCACGCAACAUAGGAACAACACCGUGUCUAGGCCAGUCGAUUCGUCAGCCAGAUGUGUACACCACCCGAAUCAGCGCCGGGACGUACACGCUGUGGGCGACAGCCGACUAUACUCCGGACCCAGCCGCCGGAUGACCAAACCGAGGAUGACGAAGUUGGCCGCUGCGAGCGGGGUCGGCUGGCGCGGGAGCACAAUGAGCCGGGAUCGCACGCGCGAAGAGAGCCGGGCCCACUCACGCCCAUGAUAGUGCAGACGAUCCUGCGUGAGCCACAGUGUUUGCUUAUUUCGGGGAAUGGGAAACAGGAUCGCGACGCACUGCAUCUCGUACGCCUUGAACGUGAGCGGGUUGAUCGCGGACCACAGGCGCCCCGCCCACCCCAGGAUCUCGAGCACGCCCGCGAAGCACGCCGUGCUGAGCAGGAACCACAUCCGGUACCGCGCCGCCUGGACGGCAUGCGCGACUGGCAGACACGACUCCGGAAUCAGCCGCCGCGCGUCACACAAACAAAGAGUGGGCUGCUGCACGCACGGGUCGAGAGCGAGAAGAGGACGACGAAGAUGAUGCAGACGUAUUCCGUGGGGGUGUACCCGUAGGCGGACUGCUCAACCACUGGGUGGGGCGUCGCUUUUCGCAUGGCGGUAAGAGGCUGGGUGGACGCGUGAGUAAUUAGAUGUAUGUUCUUAUGUAUAGCGUCAUUCAAUUAAAACGGAAAGUCGGAU
Messenger RNA from Mycena citricolor, 4812 nucleotides. The record is from the annotation of a GenBank genome assembly. Lineage: Eukaryota; Fungi; Basidiomycota; Agaricomycetes; Agaricales; Mycenaceae.